GUUUUUAAAAGUGCAUGGUUGUGGUAAUUGGUACCUAAUAGACUUUUUAAAUAACUCAUUUUAGUAUAGAAAAAUGAAGAUUUUCGGUGUUAUAAGUCUUCUAUACUGCAUAGUUCCAUCGUGUACGGAAGAAUUUCGGUUUGCAGAUAAUAGAGAUGUAGUUCCAACGAAAAUUAUUACAAGAAAACGCGAUGAUCCCAUGAUUUUGGAUUGCACAUUAGAAGGAUAUCCGUCGGUGUACAGUAUUGAAUGGUUUCUUAACGAAAUUGUAUUUUGUGCUUCCUCGCCAUCGAAUACGACAUGUCCAUUAAUUUUUACGGAAAAAAACUGCCCACCACUACUGGAUCCAUUAUCAGAACGACAUCUGAUAGAAUGCCGAUUAUUCAUUGAAGGAAAAAUUAUUCUCAGGAAAAGAUUCCUGAUAUUCGUAAAAGAGUCAUUAAAUCCAUCAACGGCAUCUGAUGUACCUGAUUAUUGGGUUAUAGCGAUAUCAAGCGUUUUUAUUGCGUUUUUCUUGAUCGCGAUGUUGAUCGGAUAUUGCGUCAUGCGUGAAAUUGAAAGAAUAGAGGUCCGCGUUGGUAGUGGUACCUCAAAUCAAAGUGAAAAUAGGACGAGCAUGCCCUUGGUCCGUUUAGAUAAUUCGAAAAUUUCGAAUAAGGCAAAACCGUCUGAAGAUCCUGCAGUAGCCAGCCAUUCAAAAAAGUCAAAACCAACUGAAGAUCCUGCAGUAGCCAUCCCUUCGAAAAAGUCAAAACCAACUGAAGAUCCUGAAGAUCCUGCAGUAGGCCUAACCAUCAACGAAAAAAUAGGGGAGGGGCGGUUCGUAGAAGUAUUUAAAGGAUAUGUGAAUUCAUCAAACGAAGAAGGAGUUCAGUAUUUAAAACCUGUCACUGUGCAGAAACUAAAAAUGUCUGUAAAUGUCGGCUACAUAAGAGAGUUCAUAAAGCGAUCAGAAACAUACUUUACUUUCGAACAUCCAAAUAUUUUAGCUUGUUGUGGAAAAUGCCCUCUUGGUCCUUACGAACCAACUGGAAUUGUGACAGAAUUUAUGGAUCUUGGGGAUUUAAAGAGUUAUCUGAGGAGCAAUAGAAAUGAAUUAUCAUCUAUCUCAAAGGAACCUGUUUUACUAUCAUUUGCCAUUCAAAUUUCCGCUGGAAUGGACUAUUUGACCAGGAAGAAUUUCAUUCAUGGUGAUUUGGGUACACGGAACUGCCUAUUGCAGUAUUUGGGAACCGAAUUGGUGGUAAAAAUCGCAGAAUCCGACAUGAGUGGAGAAGAGAACUCUGGUGAAUAUUGUCAAAUUGGUAAAAGUGUCGAAAAAUUCGCAGUGAGAUGGAUGUCGCCGGAAAGUGUUUUAAAUAAAAAGUUCAGUAUAGAUCCGACGUCUGGGCAUUCGGUGUAUUGCUCAGACAACUGUAUACUUUCGGCGAGCAGCCGUAUUCUGAGCAUACUAACGAACAGGUACUGCAACUGAUCCAAGCACUACAGCUUCUACGCAUCCCUGCCAAUUGCCCGACAAAAGUGGCAGAUAUAAUAAGCCGCUGCUGGAAAAUUAGGCCAAAUCAAAGGAUGAAAUUUGUUGAUAUCCACAAAGAGUUAUCGGAUUUACAAGAAAGCGUUUACGUAACAAUAGUACCGUCAUGAAGAGAACUUGUAUACUUGGGUAUUUAUAGCUUUGUAAUAUGUUAGAGCCUUAAAUCGACGAACAAAAUUUAAUUCGACCGUCUCCAUUAAUGAUAUAAUCGUGCAGGUGGCAUGCUAAAACUCAUGCUUUUUUGCAUAGCACACGCAUGCGUGGAUUUGAACUUUUUCAAAAUAUCCAAUUACUUAUUUGUAAGUGAAACAAUAAGAGUUCCUAAAACUGAUUCCAAAUGCCAUAAUUUGAAGGAAAUGUGCAUUCUGAAAAUGCUUUAAAAUGAUGUUGUUACUUACCUUCUUUGGAGGCAAUGUGAGCGUUGAAAAUCAAUUUAAAAUUUCGUAAUUUGAAGACAAAGCAAAUCCUGUAAUUUAAUUUUAAAACUUCAUGAUUUGAAGGGAAUGGAAUUUCUAAAAAUUGAUUCAAAAUUUUGUAGGAAAAUGAUUUACCUAUCCAAAUGUUUGUCAUUUAGAGACCAUCUAUAAUUAUGGAUUCUGAAAACUGACUAAAAAUUUCAUAAUUUGGUGAUGGUGUGAAUUCUGGAAAAUUAUUUAAAAUUUUUUUCAUUUUAUUACCCAUAGUUUAGAAUAUAGUCGAUCAUUGCAAUCUUCGAAUUUGAAAACACCUAUUUUUAAGGACUUUGGUAACAUUGUUUUACAGCAUUAGCCCGCCACUUUCGAAUAAGGAGGUAUAUUUAACUUUUAGCCAUUAAUUCUUAUCUAUGGUAAAUUGUAUGAAAAUGCAAAUUCCAAUUUCAUUUCAAUCUAACUUGAAACAACAAAAUAUGGCUUAAAUUCCCAAGAAAAAAUGUUUUCCUACAUCAUUAUUUCUCAUGAAUUUGAAAGAUAACAUUAAGUAAUUGUAUUUGAAUAAUUAUAUUGGAUUGAUAUCAAGUACUUACAUAUCCAGGGUCACGCUCGUGACCCCACCCCGCCCCCCCUCCCAAAAAUAAAAUGAAAACGACGAUUAUAAACGAAAACGAACGGAGGAAAACAACGAAAAAAAAAAACGGAACGAGCUGACACUGAUAUUCUGAAAGGAACUCGUCUUUGUUACGGCGUGUGCCGCAAACUCAUUUUACUGAGAAAGCGUUUGUCAAAUUGAAAAAUUGAAAGUACCAUUCUUUCUAAUUUUUUAAGCGCUUUCUUUUGAGACCAUAACGAAGUUUGUACGAUAAAAAUUCGCGGACUUGGAGUUGAGCAGUUUUUUGUCAUUUUUGUAAAAUUCUUCUUAAUGGUCAAGAGGGCUACUGAAAAAACGGCUGAACCAAUUUUGAUGAAAUUUUGGAAUUGAGUUCUACUCGUUGAAUGCUCUGACCUUUUGGAAUCAAAUUUUGAAAAUUUGGAAAUUUGACCCUUCACCCCCCCAUUUGGGGCCCCAAAAUUUUGAAAAAAUUAAAACUGAUAUCAAAAACGGAAUCUAUGGGUUGAAAUACAUAAACUGUGAAAAUUUCAAUUCAAUCCGAUGAUUUUGAAGGGUUUUAGAGCUUUUCAAAGUUUUGCUGUUUUAUCAAUUUCAGUCAUUUUCAAAAAGCAAAUAUAAAAUAAUGGAAUCGAGUUGAACUUUGGCAUUAGUAAAAGCGACUAUUCUCAAGUUUAAGGAAUGUAUAUUCAAAAUUUCAACUCAUUUAGUUUCCGAUUAAGUUCUGUAGCUUUGACUAAAAUUGUACAAAAAGAAAGAACCGUUAAAUUCGAAAGCAUGCGUAUUCCCAUGCACGUUUUGCUGUUCAGCGCAGCAGUAAUGUGUUGAAGUGGCCCUAAUUUCAGAGCAGCCGUGUGGCUGCAUGCGUUAUGCGUCGGAUCGCCAUGCCGGAGGUCCCCAGUUCGAAUCCCGCCCAACCCUGAUAUUUUUUUCAAUUUUUUUUUAAUGCUUAAUAUUUUCUUUUGAGUAAUUUUUCAAUAGACAAAUUUACGUUUUGGCCAAAUAGACGUUUCCAUAUUUUCACCUUGCUGUUAUUGAUGAAUAAUUACUUAAUGCAUUUUUUUUUUCAUUUUUUAUGGAACUGAAGGAGAUUGGGGAAAUUUUUAUCUAGUCAUAAAUUCAAGAGGAUGAAAUUUCCUUUCAAUGGGUACAAUCAUUUCUCAAUUUCAUACCUACAGUAACUGCGAUUUUUUUGUAUGCCAAAUUUAAAUUGAAAUUACACAAAAUUUUUAGCAAACAUUGGUAAUAUAAUAAGUACCUAGUUUAAUAAACGAAAAUGUUCGAAAUUUUAUCCUUUUAUUUAUUUAUUUUUUUUUUACCGAAAGCA
Messenger RNA from Planococcus citri (citrus mealybug), 3884 nucleotides. RefSeq names its product BDNF/NT-3 growth factors receptor-like. The coding region runs from base 74 to 1474 and encodes 466 amino acids. The record is from RefSeq and is a predicted model, not a curated record. The transcript is spliced from 10 exons. Gene Ontology annotation, biological process: cell surface receptor protein tyrosine kinase signaling pathway; positive regulation of kinase activity; protein phosphorylation. Gene Ontology annotation, molecular function: transmembrane receptor protein tyrosine kinase activity; ATP binding. Lineage: Eukaryota; Metazoa; Arthropoda; Insecta; Hemiptera; Pseudococcidae. Gene Ontology annotation, cellular component: signaling receptor complex; plasma membrane.